Molecule: messenger RNA, 1992 nt
Organism: Hippopotamus amphibius kiboko
Lineage: Eukaryota; Metazoa; Chordata; Mammalia; Artiodactyla; Hippopotamidae
Gene: GPR63
Product: G protein-coupled receptor 63
Exons: 2
Coding region: 290-1549 (419 amino acids)
Biological process (GO): G protein-coupled receptor signaling pathway
Cellular component (GO): membrane
Molecular function (GO): G protein-coupled receptor activity
Source: RefSeq, a predicted model, not a curated record
UCCUCCUCCUCUGCCUCGAAGCGUCGCUUUCUGCAGCCGGGGAGAGAAGUGCUAUGUCAGGAAAGUUCCGGGAGGGACCGGCUGGGGCCACGCUCCCCGGGCUCUCCUGCAGGCGCCCGCGCGCCGCCCUUUGUAUGAGGCAAAAGGACUCCUAUGGAAGAUGGAAGUCUUUAUCCGUUUUCCGGAGUGUAUUUCCAAGCCCAUCAACGAAACAUGAUACUGCUGCUCUGUGUUGAAAUGCUUGAAGAACACCCACCUCUCUGACGGCGCCUUCCAUCCUGCUGAAACCAUGGUCUUCUCUGCGGCGUUGACUGCGUCCCAUCCUGGGGCAUCCAACACAACGUUCGUAGUUUAUGAAAACACCUACGCGAAUGUUACAGUCCCUCCACCAUUCCAGCAUCCCGACAUUGGUCCGCUGCUUAGAUACAGUUUUGAAACCUUGGCUCCUACUGGGAUGAGUUCCUUGACAGUGAACAGUACAGCUGUGCCCCCAACACCAGCAGUUUUUAAGAGCCUAAACUUGCCUCUCCAGAUCAUCCUUUCUGCUAUAAUGAUAUUUAUUCUGUUUGUGUCUUUUCUUGGGAACUUGGUUGUUUGCCUCAUGGUUUACCAAAAGGCGGCCAUGCGCUCCGCCAUUAACAUCCUCCUGGCCAGCCUGGCCUUUGCGGACAUGUUGCUUGCAGUUCUGAACAUGCCCUUUGCCUUGGUCACUAUCCUUACUACCAGGUGGAUUUUUGGGAACUUCUUCUGUAGGGUAUCUGCUAUGUUUUUCUGGUUGUUUGUGAUGGAGGGAGUAGCCAUCCUGCUCAUCAUUAGCAUCGAUAGGUUUCUUAUUAUUGUCCAGAGGCAGGAUAAGCUAAAUCCAUAUAGGGCUAAGGUUCUCAUUGCAGUUUCUUGGGCAGCUUCUUUCUGUGUAGCUUUUCCUUUGGCAGUAGGAAACCCUGACCUGCAGAUACCUUCCCGAGCCCCGCAGUGCGUGUUUGGGUACACAACCAAUCCAGGUUACCAGGCUUAUGUGAUUUUGAUUUCUCUCAUUUCUUUCUUCCUGCCUUUCCUGGUGAUACUGUAUUCGUUUAUGGGCAUACUCAAUACCCUUCGGCACAAUGCCUUGAGGAUCCAUAGCUACCCUGAAGGUAUAUGCCUCAGCCAGGCCAGCAAACUGGGUCUCAUGAGUCUACAGAGACCCUUCCAGAUGAGCAUUGACAUGGGCUUUAAAACGCGUGCCUUCACAACCAUUUUGAUUCUCUUUGCUGUCUUCAUUGUCUGCUGGGCCCCAUUCACCACCUACAGCCUUGUGGCAACGUUUAGCAAGCACUUUUACUAUCAGCACAACUUUUUUGAGAUUAGCACCUGGCUACUCUGGCUCUGCUACCUCAAGUCUGCAUUGAACCCACUGAUUUACUACUGGAGGAUUAAGAAAUUCCAUGACGCCUGCCUGGACAUGAUGCCCAAGUCCUUCAAGUUUUUGCCACGGCUCCCUGGUCACACACGGCGACGGAUACGCCCCAGUGCUGUCUACGUGUGUGGGGAACAUCGGACGGUGGUGUGAAUAUUGGAACUGCCUGACAUUUUGGGUGAUGGUUGUUCGUUAUCUGACUUCGAAUUUUCUUUCUCGUGGCUUCUCCACUGAAACUAUGUAGUUUUUCAUAGGGGGCUGUGUGUGUGUGUUUGUGCAGUGUAAAGAAAGAAUGGUGAUUAGUUAUAAAUCUGUUACCACAGAUGCACAAUAGGGAAAUGAUCACAAGUGUUAUACCUCCAGGGUUCAAGAGAAAUCCUUGAUUUAGGGUGGGGAGAUGGUUUUCUGUUCCUCUGAUUGAUUUUGUUUUUGUAGUAGGAAUCAGGAUUGUGCUUUAUUGAACCUGUAGUUACAUUGAAUUGUAGGUAUUUUGUAUGCUGCUAAGAUAGGCUUAGUCGAGUUUAUCAGUUAUUUUUUUCUGAAAGACACUGCUGCUUUUUGCCAUCACAUUGGAGCCAAAAACCACAUACAUCUCA